Pochonia chlamydosporia 170 is the source of this 1536-nucleotide messenger RNA. RefSeq names its product cytochrome P450. Gene Ontology annotation, molecular function: iron ion binding; monooxygenase activity; oxidoreductase activity, acting on paired donors, with incorporation or reduction of molecular oxygen. NCBI's taxonomy places the organism in Eukaryota, Fungi, Ascomycota, Sordariomycetes, Hypocreales, Clavicipitaceae. The record is from RefSeq and is a predicted model, not a curated record. The transcript has 11 exons. The coding region runs from base 1 to 1536 and encodes 511 amino acids.
AUGGGUCCAAGUCAGCUUCUUCUAUCUUCGAUUCAAGACAUUGGUCUAGAAUCACGACUCUUGGUUGUUGUGCCUUGUGUGAUUGCGUUUUUGUUUGCUGUUCUGAACAAUGGCCCCUUGCAAAAGUCAUGGAAUUUCUCAUUGCAAAAAGCACGGCAGGCGUUGAGAGAUAAAUGGGACAUGUUUAUAUACCCCAUUGCCGCAAACGGAAGAAUCAAGGCUGCAUAUUCUCAGAUGAAAGGAAAUGCGUUGCGUAUCAAUUCACCGGAAAGUUGGAUGACAUUAGUCUCGUCGCCGGAACUCAUCAAAGAUAUAAAGAAUGCCACGAACGAACAGCUCUCACUUCAUGCGGCUGCCAAAGAAAUUCUUAAGCCCGAGUAUACCAUGAAUGGCUUCAACUGGCAUGAUCAAAGAGGCAUUGAAGGAAUCGGCUUUGUCAGAACUUUGCGCACCUUGUUGACCACACAUUUGCCUAAGUUGACACCCGGUGUCCGUACCAUCAUCAGUCAAACGUUUGCGAACGAGAUUAAGGACGGUAAAGCGACAAAUGUUUUGCAAUUGUCCAAGAAAGUCGUCACCAAGAUUAGUGCUUAUGCCUUCUUCGGCGCAGACAAUUUGGAAAACAAUGAUUUCAUAGACGCGGCCUAUUAUUACAACGAAGAUGUACUCUACGGAUCGGAGCUGCUACGCAUCUGCCCCAGCUUCUUGCGGCCCAUCAUUGGGAAGUUUAUUCCCAAGUUCUUGACUCGACAACAGACCUUCUUCUACGGACUCGUUGACAUUAUCGAGAACCGCAUGAGAAACCCCCACGGGGGAGAAAAAUUCAACGAUGUCAUCCAGUGGAUCAUAGAUACGUCGCCCAAGUCUAGGCCCUGGACACCGGAUCGAAUGGCAUUUGAGGUGAUGGCCAUCUGGUUUGGCUCCGUGCAAGGGCUUGCCACAACCUUGACAUUCGUCAUUUACAGUCUAUGCGAACACCCUGAGUAUAUGGAACCCCUCCGUGCGGAGAUUGAGAGCCUUGCUGGGGGCGAAUUUCUGUCAUCCGGUGAUGGUCUUCCCUUACUGGAUAGUUUUCUGAAGGAAUGUUCGCGAUGGACACCCGUUGAAUCUGUCACCGCCCGCCGAUGUGCUCUAAAAGACUUCACAUUCUCUGAUGGCACUCGCGUCGCGAAAGGCGAGUGGGUUGGCAUUCCCGUAGGACCGAUGCUCCGCGACCCUACGAAAUACCCCGAACCCGACAUGUUUGACGGCUUUCGCUUCGCUGAUCCCAGCUUACUUGGGAGGGGUGCAUCAACGCAGCCAGAAGGCCCGUCGAACUUUACUGAUAUCAAUGAGAAGUGGCACGUAUGGGGGACGGGUAAGCUGACAUGUCCCGGGCGCUUCUUUGUCUCAUACGUGAUGAAGCAUGUCAUGUAUCAUAUUCUAGAGAACUUUGAGCCGGAGAUGGAGCAGAAGAACCGGAAGUAUACGGUUAACUGGCGAACCCUGACUUUACCAGGGCCAGGCGUGAAGGCCAACUUUCAUGCUAGGGUGUAA